Molecule: messenger RNA, 873 nt
Organism: Colletotrichum fioriniae
Lineage: Eukaryota; Fungi; Ascomycota; Sordariomycetes; Glomerellales; Glomerellaceae
Source: RefSeq, a predicted model, not a curated record
AUGUCCGAGUUCCUCGAUGCCUACUGGCAGGCGCCGCCUGUUGCAAGAACAUUUGCAACAGCCGCGUUCGUCACCUCUCUUUCUGUUCUCCUGGGCGUCGCAAAUGGAUACUGGUUCAUCUUCAUGCCCCAGUUCCUCUUCCAGAUCCCGCCUCAGAUUUGGCGUCUCGGGACCAACUUCCUGCUCACCGGCCCCCAGCUCGGGUUGCUCUUUGACACGUACUUCCUGUACCACUACCUCACGGCGCUCGAGGUCGGCAACCCUAGGUUCGCCAGGCGCGAGGAUGUCAUCUGGUAUCUAAUGUUCGUGUGCACUGUCAUCACGCGGUUCCUGGAAAUGAGGAAGAUUACCCUCACGGCUCGACCCGUCCUCUUUCGCUUUAGGGACGUGGCUUGUGGCGUGGGCAUGGCACUCUGCACCUACCUCAUGGGCGGAGGAGCCUUCCUGCCGGCUUUGAUUCUCGCCAUGUGCCGUACCGUCACCCAAGAUCAGCGUGGGAUGAAGGCCAACUUUUACUUCGUCACCAUCCCCGCCCAGCUCACGCCGUUCUGCAUGAUGCUUGUGUCGUUGUUGUUCCCCGGCGGAUACUACACCGCCAUGCUCCAGCUCAUGGGCUUCCUGGCCGCUCACCUCUACGAUUUCCUGUCCCGGGUGUGGCCCGAGUUCAGCGGAGGCAGCAACCUGAUCCCUACGCCCGGCUUCCUGUCUCGUCUUGUACAGACGCCUCGCUUUAACCAGCGUGGAUACGGCACCGCUGUUCGCGGCGGUGGUGGCUCCGCCCAAAGUUCGGGUAGCAGCACCGGUGUGUCUCAGGGCGGCGGUGUUUUGCCCGAGUCGUGGAGGACGAGAGGACCUGGCAGACGCUUGGGAUGA